Molecule: messenger RNA, 1500 nt
Organism: Prunus armeniaca (apricot)
Lineage: Eukaryota; Viridiplantae; Streptophyta; Magnoliopsida; Rosales; Rosaceae
Source: the annotation of a GenBank genome assembly
AUGGCAAACGAGGAAGAGAGGGUUCUAGAGAACCUGCUGGAGCUUCAAUUGCAAGAGCAACGAGUCUCUCUCGCUACCAUCAACGACGCUUUAGCCUCCGAGCCUAACAAUACCGAGCUACUCGCGCUUCACGAGGAGAUUGUUCAGGCUAUUAAAGAUGCUGAGGAAGGGCUUCUGCACCUUAAACGUGCUCGGUUGUUACGAGAAGCUGAUUUAGUAUUAGAUGGUUCUGCUCAUGCUGAUGAGGAUGUCAAGGUGGAGACUCUUGAUCCAGCAGAUGUUGUGCUGGAGCCUCUAGAGGAACCGAGCUAUACUGUUGGGUCGAAAUGUAGGUUCCGUCACACUGAUGGGCGCUGGUAUAAUGGUCAAGUUAUAGGGUUGGAUGGUUCUAAUUCUGCUAAGAUUUCUUUCCUCACUCCUACAUCUGAAAAUAUGCUGAUAUGCAAGUUCUUUCUACAACAACGAUGUCGAUUUGGUACUAACUGCCGCUUAUCACAUGGAGUUGAUGUCCCACUAUCCUCACUGAAAAAGUAUACCCCAACAAUAUGGGAGCAGUCAUUUGUUGGGUCAAAUAUUUGGGCAGUCACAGAUGGUAAAACUGGUGUUUGGAGGGAAGCUGAACUUGAAUCAUGGGAUGGUGGUGCGCAUGGUGUUGGGAAAGUUGUUUUCCGAGAUGAUGGAAGCUCUGCAAAUCUUGGUGAAGAAGCUAUUACAUUAUCGGAGUAUGCUCAAAUGAGUGCUGAAGAAGAAAGUGAUUCCAGCUCAGAACAAUCUGAUUUUAGUGACUAUGAAGAUGAGGGCCCACAGGGUUUAGGAUUCAUUGAAAGCACCAUCCUGCAGAGGGGCAUCCAGACAGAUACUGCCAUAUUUGCAAAGUGGGAGAACCACACCCGGGGCAUAGCUUCCAAGAUGAUGGCCAAUAUGGGUUACCUUGAAGGAACGGGUCUAGGUGCAUCUGGGCAGGGAAUUGUAGAUCCCAUCUCUGUGAAGGUCCUUCCAGCAAAGCAAUCUCUUGACCUUGCUGUUGGUUCUCAUGAAGGCGAAGUUGAAGAGGGUAAGGAGAAUCAAGGAAAGAAGCGUAGCCGGGGUGGUAAGAGGAAACGUGAAAAGAAGUUUGCAGCAUUGGCAAGGGCAGCAAAAGAAGAAGAGGAAUCCACACCAGAUGUCUUUAGUCUUAUUAAUAGCCAACUUGCAAUGCAUGGUGAAGCUUUGAAUGGUGGAUCAGGGAAGAAGCAGCAGAACAAAGGUUCAGGGGAGGGGAAGAAAGUUGAUCGACGGGCGUUGGUUGCGUAUGAUGAUGAAGUGAAGGACUUGAAGGUGCGAGUUGUGAAGCUUGAAGAAAUGGCGAGUAGAAACAAAAAAGAGAAGGUGGUUUAUGAGGCUGCAAUGAGGAAAUUGACAGAGACUCGCAAAGCUUUGGCGGAGGCUGAGGCAGCUCAGGCUUCUGCAUCAAAUGCAGUUGUCAGUAGAGAAAAAGAGAAGAGAUGGCUUAAGUUUUAG